CAUCAUAUGCAUUGCUAGCUUCAGUCAGACCUUUGAUACUACCUUGGCCAUAAAGCGUGGACCGCACCAUCCGCGUGGUGAGACGAGAAAAGUGGAUCAGCAUUUGACGCAUGAGGAGCAGUGAUCGCAUCGAGGAUGAUCUAAAGGAUAUGGGCGUUCAGGCCAACAUGGAUGAGAUGAGUGAGGAGGAGAAAAUAUUCUACAUGUUCAAGGCGCACGACAACGACAACAACAACGCACUAGACGGCCUAGAGAUGAUACAGUCAGCCAUGCACCACAAUUAUGACUACUUCAAGAAGAGCGACCGCGAUGACUAUUUGCAAAAUGCGAGCGAUGAGUUGGAACACUUCAUAGAGGCGAUUGAUAAGUUUCUGCUCAUUGCGGAUGAGAACAACGAUGGACUCCUGCAUUAUCCCGAAUUUGUCAAGGCCGUCGCUGGCGGCAAGGAACAAUUGAGUGUGGAAAAGAAUUUAAUGCGUUAGGCCAGAGAGACCAGAACGCUUAGCUCAAGCACAUGCCAAACAUCUACGUAGACACAAUAAUAGACAUAGUAGCUUAGUGAAAAUUGUAGCAUUAUUUAGCUAUUGUAUCUCCAUACUGAGCCAUUAAGACUGUAUAUAACACACGAUCACACACAUACUACACAACCCCAGAUACAGAAUCGGAGCAGCCCUUAACACUUAAAGCUAGCAGCUAGGAGCAACGCCUUAAAGCAAUACACCACAAAGAAAUAUGCUAGACACUUGAU
This is a messenger RNA of Scaptodrosophila lebanonensis, 748 nucleotides long. Its product is annotated as multiple coagulation factor deficiency protein 2. Gene Ontology annotation, molecular function: calcium ion binding. The transcript has 3 exons. NCBI's taxonomy places the organism in Eukaryota, Metazoa, Arthropoda, Insecta, Diptera, Drosophilidae. Bases 111 to 482 code for a protein of 123 amino acids. The record is from RefSeq and is a predicted model, not a curated record.